CACUGACAGCGCAAAGACUCACUUUGGACACCGUACCCCUCAGCCACGUAAUUCCUCUAAACGGGCCGCACGGAGGUGCAUGGCCCCAUCCCCUUGUAUCAUGAUGAAUCCUGUACAGGGAUCUCCGUCCCAAGACGCUAAACAGCUUCAUCAAAAGGAGGAGACGGAUACGGAGGGCGAGGAGCUGCAGCCUAAAGACAUGACAACCGAGAAAGGAUACAAACUUCAGCGGAGCAGCCUCCCGUUUAGCGUUGAGUCGUUGAUUUCCAAGAAGACCACCUGUCGGACUUCUUACUCGCCCUCAGAUUUAGGUCUUGUUCUGCCGAAGCCCGUGGCAGGGCAAGGCGCACAUGUCUCUCCAAGGACUUUUUACGCGGAGAGGAAGAUUUCGGCUGAAAGCUCGCAGAGUGUUUCCUGUAGCUCCAGCGAGAACAGUCCACAGUUUUGUGAAAAAGAUCAGAGCACUUGGUUCCAGACGUCCUCCUUUUCUACACCUCCCCGAAGCUCAAGUCCAACUCAGUGUACUUUAAGGAAACACAAAAACAACAGGAAACCUCGAACACCCUUCACUACCUCACAGCUGCUGGCGCUGGAGCGCAAGUUUCGCCAGAAGCAGUACCUCUCCAUCGCAGAGCGAGCCGAGUUCUCCAACUCUCUCAACCUGACGGAGACUCAGGUCAAAAUAUGGUUUCAGAACAGGAGGGCCAAAGCCAAGAGACUGCAGGAAGCCGAGCUGGAAAAGUUUAAGUUGGCCUCCAAGCCCGUCCUGCCCGCCUUCGCGCUGCCUUUCCCCCUUGGAGCGCACAUGAGCUCUCCAUCAUGGGGCCCUUCAAACGCCUUCCCGAGGCCCAGUCUGCCGGUCCCAGGACUGUUCAGUGGACCCGUGACUUAUGGGAUGUACUAUUUGUCUUAAUAUUUCAGUCUGAGUGUGUGUGUGUGUGUGUGUGUGUGUGUGUGUGUGUGUGUGUGUGCGCGCGCGCGCGCGCGUCUGGUUAUGGCUGCAGUACACUUAAAAAUAAGGAUAAUGCUUCUUUUAGCCAACAUUUCGGGGAAAAAAAAAACAAAAAAAAACAUUUUUUUUAUUUUCAAUUUGGAGUUCAUAUUGUUUUCCAAACUCCAAAACCCAAGAUAGAUAAGACAUGUGGCAAAUGUUGAUUUUAAAAUGUGUGCGUAAUCGGACUGAGUGCGCUCACUUGCUCUCAUUUUUGUGUCCAAUUCUGCGGAUCGUGGAUUCACAGCCUCAAUUUUCUUAGGCAAAACUCCAUAACUAGAUGUCAAGGGUUUUUUAAAUGACAUGCCUUAAAUGUCUCAUCCCAGCCUGUCCUCCGUCCUCUGCAAAAGCAACUGGACAUUUAAAUGUGUCCGAAUCUAAAGGCAAUAAUCCUCUAAAGCGGGGGGAUAUUAUUAAAAUCAGCAGAAAAGUACUUAAUUAGUGUCAGUGCCUUAAGACCAUGAAGUGUACUCUCUUUAUCAUCACUUGAAGUCCUCAUUCAGCAUUGACUAUUUUUCUGUCAUCUGGUAACGUUUUCCAUAUUUGCUGUGUUAAUAUCUGUAUUUCCUGACACGAUUUCUAUAUUUUUUUAAAGGGGAGACAGAAUUAUAUUUUAGAAAAAAUACAUGUAUUAGUUUUUUUUAACCUUCACAACGUGGCCUUUAUGGGAGUGAUAUUUGAUAUUAGAUUUUCUUUGAGGAAUUUUGCUGUAAAUGUAAAUAAAAUUUGUAGUGUUCUCAAAGUCCUGCACCCUAGCUUAAAGGGCAGGGGAAGUGGUAUUUAUUGAAUAUCUUUGUAUCUGUACUGUGUACAUAUAUGAGUCUAUCUAAAUGUGCAGUAACUUGUAAAAACUGAUUUUUAGUAAAUAAACAUUAUCCAA
Archocentrus centrarchus (flier cichlid) is the source of this 1871-nucleotide messenger RNA. Its product is annotated as homeobox protein MSH-C-like. Gene Ontology annotation, molecular function: DNA-binding transcription factor activity, RNA polymerase II-specific; RNA polymerase II transcription regulatory region sequence-specific DNA binding. The coding region runs from base 80 to 913 and encodes 277 amino acids. Gene Ontology annotation, biological process: embryonic morphogenesis; regulation of transcription by RNA polymerase II. NCBI's taxonomy places the organism in Eukaryota, Metazoa, Chordata, Actinopteri, Cichliformes, Cichlidae. Gene Ontology annotation, cellular component: nucleus. The record is from RefSeq and is a predicted model, not a curated record. The transcript has 2 exons.